Cryptotermes secundus is the source of this 1011-nucleotide messenger RNA. RefSeq names its product congested-like trachea protein. Gene Ontology annotation, cellular component: mitochondrial envelope. The record is from RefSeq and is a predicted model, not a curated record. Gene Ontology annotation, molecular function: O-acyl-L-carnitine transmembrane transporter activity. The coding region runs from base 109 to 1011 and encodes 300 amino acids. The transcript has a single exon. Gene Ontology annotation, biological process: carnitine transmembrane transport; mitochondrial transport. NCBI's taxonomy places the organism in Eukaryota, Metazoa, Arthropoda, Insecta, Blattodea, Kalotermitidae.
UAUAGAACAGUUCAACAAAUGAUUAUCUCUUCAUACAUCGACAUUGACGUUCUGCUGGUUGAAUGCCGUGUUAACAUUGAUUUGGUUGUUGAAAAUAACUGAAUAAGCAUGUCUGAGAAAAACUCUGUAAAUCCUGUGAAAUAUUUGUUAUGUGGUGGGUUUGGUGGAGUAUGUACGGUUGCUGCAGGACAUCCCUUUGACACCAUCAAGGUGAGACUGCAGACAAUGCCCAAAGCUACUCCUGGUGAAGCUGUAGCAUAUACAGGGGCAUGGGACUGCACCAAGAAGACAAUCAAAAGAGAAGGAUUUUGGGGGUUGUAUAAAGGAAUGGGUGCACCAAUUGCAGGAGUUGCACCAAUAUCUGCAAUUAGCUUCAUGGUGUUUGGAAUUGGAAAAAGAAUGCAAAUGAAGUCUUCUCAUGAUGAAUUGACUCUGACACAGCUGUUUCUUGCUGGGGCCUUCUCGGGAAUCUUUACUGCUUCUAUAAUAGCACCAGGAGAACGUAUUAAAUGUCUGCUUCAGAUACAGCCAGGGGGUACUGCUCCUCCCAAAUAUGCUGGCCCGGUUGAUGCUCUAAAACAACUGUAUAAAGAAGGAGGCAUUAGGAGCAUUUAUAAGGGAACCGUUGCCACUUUGCUGAGGGAUGUGCCAGCGAGAGGCAUGUACUUCAUGACAUAUGAAUUAUUUCAGAGAAUCCUUGCACAGCUUUCAAAAAGUGGUGAGAUAGGAGCCCUGAGCACUAUCGUUGCUGGAGGAAGUGCUGGCAUAUCUACCUGGCUGGUGGCACUACCUGCAGAUGUGCUGAAGAGUAGACUGCAGACAGCUCCUGAAGGCACGUUUCCUAAUGGGAUGCGAGAUGUCUUCAAAGUCUUGAUGAAAGAAGAAGGACCUAGAGCUCUGUACAAGGGAGUGGUUCCUGUACUGUUACGAGCCUUUCCUGCUAAUGCGGCUUGUUCUAUAGGUUUUGAGUUGUGCAUGAAGUUUCUCAAUUCUGUAGCACCUAACUAUUGA